Molecule: messenger RNA, 1167 nt
Organism: Linum trigynum
Lineage: Eukaryota; Viridiplantae; Streptophyta; Magnoliopsida; Malpighiales; Linaceae
Source: the annotation of a GenBank genome assembly
AUGAGAUCGACUAACAGAUUGCCGAUGAUGAACAGGGCGUUCGCCGAGCAAGACAACAGCACAAGGCGAGGGCUGGGCCAGAAAUCAGGAGGCGGGAAAGGGAGCGCGUGCCAGGCCACCAACCCCAUCGACUGGUGCUGGCGCUGCGACAAGAACUGGGCCAACAACCGCAAGAGGCUGGCCGACUGCGCCAUGGGCUUCGCGCGUGGCACCACGGGCGGCAAAGACGGCGAGUUCUACGUGGUCACCGACCCGUCCGACGCCGACGCGAUCAACCCGAAACCGGGGACCCUCCGCCACGCCGUGAUCCAGAACCGCCCGCUGUGGAUCACGUUCGCCCGGUCCAUGGUCAUCGUCCUGAGCCAGGAGCUGAUGAUCAACUCCAACAAGACCAUCGACGCGCGUGGGGCAAACGUCCACAUCGCCAACGGCGGCCAGCUCACCCUCCAGUUCGUCGACAACGUCAUCAUCCACGGCCUCCACAUCCACGACACCCAGCCCUGCCCCGGCGGGAUGAUCCGGAGCUCCGAGGACCACUUCGGGUUCCGCACCCGCAGCGACGGCGACGGCGUCUCCCUGUUCGGCGCCACCAACAUCUGGAUCGACCACCUAUCGAUGUCCAACUGCGCCGACGGGCUCAUCGACGUGAUCAUGAAGUCCACCGCCGUCACCAUCUCGAACUGCCACUUCACGCGCCACAACGACGUGAUGCUGUUCGGGGCCAGCGACGAGGAGACCCAGGACAAGGUCAUGCAGAUUACUCUGGCGUUCAACCAUUUCGGUCGCGGUUUGGUCCAGCGCAUGCCCAGGUUGCGGUUCGGGUUCGCCCACGUGGUCAACAAUGAUUACACCCACUGGGAGAUGUACGCGGUGGGCGGGAACUCGAACCCGACCAUACUCAGCCAGGGGAACCGGUUCAUCGCCCCGCCCAAUGCGGCUUGCAAAGAGGUGACCAAGAGGGAGUACACCCCGGAGAGCGUUUGGAAGUCGUGGAAUUGGAGAUCGGAGGAGGAUUUGUUGGACAACGGGGCCAUUUUUAUCCAAUCGGGUGGACCAAUUUGUAGGUUGGACCAAAAGACUACCAUCAAGGCUCAGCAUGGCAAGUUUGCGAGUCGGAUGACCCGAAGUGCCGGUGCGCUCGACUGCGCGGUUAACAGGCCCUGUUAA